Rosa chinensis is the source of this 1132-nucleotide messenger RNA. Its product is annotated as glutathione transferase GST 23. Gene Ontology annotation, molecular function: glutathione transferase activity. Gene Ontology annotation, cellular component: cytoplasm. The record is from RefSeq and is a predicted model, not a curated record. Lineage: Eukaryota; Viridiplantae; Streptophyta; Magnoliopsida; Rosales; Rosaceae. The coding region runs from base 142 to 1020 and encodes 292 amino acids. Gene Ontology annotation, biological process: glutathione metabolic process. The transcript has 2 exons.
AUAGCAGGCUAGUUCAAUAAGAUAGAAUAAGUUCAGUUUCACCCUCCGCCCUGGGUUUUCUCUCUAGAAAUUGAGAGUCGGUGGCUCUCAUCUCGCCCACCAUGGGCGCUUUUGCCCGGAGCUCGUCUCCGAUCUGAGGUCAUGUGCCUCUCCUUUCCUUUUAUUGUCUUUCCCUUUAUGUUGAUUGCCCUGACUUGUAUAUAUGCUCCUUGGAGCUCGUUUCAAAACGGGGUCUGCCCGUUAGUGCACCUGGUGAUGCUACAAGGGUCUGAACAUCCUAUGGAUGCCUGUCCCUUCGAUCCCUUUGUGGAUCUCACCUCCCUCUCUUUUCAACUGGUUUUUCUGGUUGAUCUGUUGGCAGAAGAUGUUCUCCGUUUCGGAGAUGGUUUGAGAUUUGGGUUUCUUCUCUUUGAAUCUGGUUUGCUGUUGGUUGGGUGUUCGAUCGGAACUAUGAUGGGUCUGCCUGGUUUAGGCCCCGUUGUCUUUCUUUGUUGGUGCGUUCUGAGAUAUCUCGAUCUUCUUGGUCGUGUAGCUUGGUAUUCUCUCCAUGGCAGCGAUGCAGUCGAUGUCACGGUGCUGUCCUCCUUGCUGAGAUACUCCUUGGGCGGCUUCUGUGUUGUAGUUUGGAUGAGGCCAAUUCAUCAGGCAUAUUUCCCAGCUAUUGGAGAAGAACGUGAAAAGGCAGCAAAACAGUAUCAAGAAGUUUUGAAAAUCUUGGAAGAUCAAUGCCUUGGAGACCAGAGGUUCUUCGGUGGUGAAACUAUAGGUAUGGUGGAUAUAGUAUAUGGAAUGCUAGCUUACUGGUUUGAGUGCAUGGAAGAAGCGGUGGGGGUGAAAGUUAUAGAGCCCAGCAUUUUGCCUCGCUUGCAUGCAUGGGUUAAGAACUUGAAGCAAGUAUCUGUGAUUAAUGAUAACCUUCCUCAUCAUGGAAAACUGCUUGCCUAUUACAAAACUUCAAGAGAGAAAUUGGUUUCAGCCCGUAGUACUCUACCCACUCCCAGUAAUCAUGAUGCUAGCUAGUUUUGUGCUUUAUGUUAUAAGUCUAAUGUUUUGUGCCUUUUCUUUUUAUGAAUAAAUUGUGUGUAUUAUAUAUUGAAGAUCAAAUGCAAUAAGAGGGCUCUUACAGUCUUAA